AUGAGGACCAUGCUGGGGGCACCGAGGUGGUCCAGCGCAUGCAUCAUGCAGAGCGAGACCAGCCUGGUGCCCCUCACCACCAGGGUACAGCAGAUCACGGCCUGCCACGUAGCUAGGGUGCUGCAGCGUGACGCGGAGGGAGUGACACAGAGGAGACUGAGGCUGGUGGGGACGCAGGGCGUCGAAUCUCUCCGCCGCAACCCGUGGCUGCUGCAGUGCACGCUGGCUACCUGCAACCUGGCUCACAUGGAGAACUGGCCACAGACAGAACUGGUGGCCAUCCAGCUGGCCCUGGAGCACGCUCAACACUGUCUGGAGCGCACCGUGGUGCUCCACACCGACUCCAGAACGGAGCUACAGGCUCUCCAACAGCCGUAUCCCAGCGACAACGUGGGCCUCGUCACCGCCAUCCUAGGUAGCCUCCAGAGCCUCGCCGCGCAGGGGCGGCGGGUGAGGCUCAACUGGAUACCCAGCCACGUGGGAGUACGGGGCAACGAGGCUGCCGACGCAGCCGCCAAGAGAGCUGCAGGGCAGCACCCCCGCCCCGCUGAACAGGUCACAGCUCCUUAUUCUGACUGGCGAGCAGCACUCCUCGCCGCGCCACUGCACGGCCCACCACCGGGACCCAAGACUCCCCCACCUGCGGUGAGGCUGCAUCAUAGUUUUGGCAAGCAGAAGUCCAGUUCACAGUGUGGCUGGACAACCAGGACAAAGAUGUCGUCUAUGAUGACCUCAAGCGGUAUCUAUCAAGAGUUCUCACACUCUGCCAGCGCCCGGGCCCAACAUCUUCUAAAUCCUCCUCUAACACCUCUGGGAGAUACCACAGCACAUGCAGCAUGGAAUGAGAUGCAAGCACUGGCUAUACUACCUGAAUGUGACUCUACAACCGGUAAACCACAGCGAGUAGACUUGCUGCGGGAGCUGUGGCUGCAACAUCUUCCCUCAUCUGUGAAAGCUGCCCUACACAAAGCUGAUGACUGCCCCAUGGAAGAGCUCAUAAAGAAGGCAGACAAUCUUAUCAAUGCUGCAAAAGUGUCUCGUGCCCCUGACAUCGUCUGCCCUGCCUUAGUCGAUGACCUGCCCAACACCAAUGCCCCUGUUCACAAGUGGCUGCCCGACAACCAGAUGCACGACUGCAAACUAGGAGUUUCCAGCCAACAUGGACAGUAUGGACUGUACUACUACCCACACUGUCAUGGCAGACAGAGAAGUCAAUGCAAACGGGCACUUCUAAAAAUCCAGCCAUCUAUGUCGCUGAGCUGCCCUAGUGGAAAUACAGAGGUGAGAGUUCACACUGGUUCUACUCAUUGCUGUCCUGUCUCCAAAAGUGUUUUGUAG
Molecule: messenger RNA, 1338 nt
Organism: Scylla paramamosain (green mud crab)
Lineage: Eukaryota; Metazoa; Arthropoda; Malacostraca; Decapoda; Portunidae
Biological process (GO): DNA replication, removal of RNA primer
Molecular function (GO): nucleic acid binding; RNA-DNA hybrid ribonuclease activity
Source: RefSeq, a predicted model, not a curated record